UAGGGGGUGGGGUUCAAAGCUAGACCAACCUCAGAGGACAUCAGAGGCAGCCUUGCCACCUUUCCCCUUUGCACACGUUUGGCGCUGGGCUCCUGAGGGUUGGGGGGUCUUCCAGUGCUGUGGGAGCAGCAAACCCCGAAGGGUGACUAGCCGGGGUGGAUCAGGAGGUGCGCGCUCCGUGAUCCCUGCCCGCUGGUUUCCUCCGGGGUCAGCAUUGCUUCUUAUCAGCCGCGGCCAGGCAGCCAGACCCUUAUCUGCACAGGCCCAGCAUCCUCUGGCCUCUGCGCCAGCGGGUACCCACCACGACGCCUCCGAAGCUACUCAGGCCCUCCGGAGCCCGGGAGGUGGCGCAGCCCAGCUCUGAGGCCCAACGGGAGGGAUUACCUGGAGCACACCGGCCGAACUGGACAGUGGAAACUGUCUCCUGACCUGGACUGACAAACCUGACCACACAGCCGGGUUCUCCAAGCUGUGGAAACUGCUACAGGGUUAGCAUUCUAUCCGUGGGGUCCAUGUGCCCGCCCCAGGCCAGAGCAGAGGUGGGUUCCGCCAUGACUGAGAAAACUGAGAUGGUAUGUGCCUCCAGCCCAGCACCUGCCCCUCCCUCUAAGCCGGCCUCACCUGGGCCCCUUUCUACAGAGGAGGUGGACCACCGAAACACGUGCACUCCCUGGUUGCCUCCCGGCGUGCCAGUGAUAAACCUGGGACACACCAGGCCCAUAGGGGCAGCCAUGCCCACCACAGAGCUCAGUGCCUUUCGGCCCUCCUUGCUGCAGCUAACUGCCUUGGGAAGAGCUCCACCUACCCUGGCUGUACAUUACCACCCUCACCCCUUCCUCAACAGUGUCUACAUUGGGCCAGCAGGACCCUUCAGCAUCUUCCCUAACAGCCGGCUGAAGCGCAGACCAAGCCAUAGUGAGCUGGACUUGGCUGACGGGCACCAACCCCAGAAGGUGGCUCGGCGAGUGUUCACCAACAGCCGUGAGCGCUGGCGGCAGCAGCACGUUAACGGCGCCUUCGCAGAGCUCAGGAAGCUGCUGCCCACCCACCCGCCCGACCGGAAGCUGAGCAAGAACGAGGUGCUGCGCCUGGCCAUGAAGUAUAUAGGCUUCCUGGUGCGGCUGCUGCGAGACCAAACGGCUGUGCUGACCUCCGGCCCCAGCGCUCCCGGGUCCCGCAAGCCACCUGCGCGCAGGGGCGUGGAGGGCAGCGCACGCUUCGGGGCCGGGCACAGAGUAGAGGCUGCACGCUCACAGCCCGUGCUUCCUGGGGACUGUGAUGGCGACCCCAAUGGGUCAGUGAGACCCAUCAAGUUGGAGCAGACGUCCCUGAGUCCUGAGGUGCGGUGACCCAAGGCAGAGGCGCCUCACCUGCUGUUCAGUGAACUCCCUGUAAAAGGAUCUCAGGUCGCCCAGAUGAGGAAACGCCCUGUAGCUCUGGAAGGGUGACCGGCGACGCCAGGGAUCCCCAGACUUUUAAGAAAAAUCUCCCACAGGCUACUUGCAGUGGCUUUGCCAGUGUCCUCUUGCCAGGGCCGAGGCCAGAGAAUCGACAAGGCCAAGUAGCCAUGGGAUCCCAGAGGUCCUGAGGGAGGUAGGGAAGGGUCUGGAAGCCUCCGCGCUUCUCAUCGGCGCCCCCUGCUGGAGGCGGGAAGACCCUAGACAAGUGUGUGGGAGGACCUACCCCAUGAAGCCCAACUGGUUGCGCUUGAUCCAUGAUCCUGUUAACCGCGACAACGAAGACUCAGGCACUCUUGCAUUUGUUUUUCUUUAUUUCUUUAUUUCACAUACACAUUAGCCAUUCAAUGGAGAAGCCGAAGAGAGUCAGGCAAAGAUGGUAUAACAGAAGCGCAGUGACUGGGGUGGGGCGGGGCGGGGCGGGCGGAGAGGGGACAGACGGGCUGGCUGCCUACUUGCAUUCCGCUAGGACACUGAAAACCCAGAAAACAAAACAGACAGUAAACUACCCUUGUUUCUUAUGUAUCUCAGUGCAGAGACGGGGGAGGGGAAUUGGAGGGCAGAGAAGGGAGACCAGGCUGAAAGAGGAGCAGAGGGAAGGGACGCUAAGGGGGAAGCACACCAAAUCCAUUAGUACUAUAUAUAUAUAGAGAUACUCGUAUAUACUGCGUUUCUUAGCCUAAGAAGAAACUUGUUUGACGGGACGGGCGGCCUUUGCGGUCCGCGAUGCUGGUGCUGAUGGGGCGCACGGAUCUCCCAAGAGGGGCCAAAGCAGGGGUUGGCCCCAGCUGGCUUGCGCAGAGUGGGACGCCCCGAGGGUGGAUGGGGUGGGAGGGAGCAGAGGUGGGGCUGGGGUGCCCCUAGGGCUCUCGAUUGGGGGACAAAGUUCUCAUAACUUUAUUGCUCCUUUUUUUUUUCUCUCGUGGGGGGUCCGUUCAGUACGGUCGGGUUGGGGGAAACGGUGGGUCGUCUGAGCCACCCGGCCCCUCUGGGACCCAGAGCGCGGCGUCCGCUCCGCCAGCACGGGGGUGAGAACAAGGCACUAGGUCGGCCGGCCAGCGCGGGGGCGGGUGUGUAAGGCAGUCGACAGGGCUGGUUGCGGGGUAGGGUGGGGGUGUGUGCCGGGCUAUGUGCGUGCGUGCGUGCGGGCGCGGGCCUGGGCAAAUCGACCUGUCAGCGUGGCUGGACCUGUCCUGGAGCAUCGAACCUCCCGGAGGGAGGGGGAAUAGUGGUGUUACGUGGGAAGGGGUCGGGGAGGAAACUACCAACUUGCUGAGCGCGCUCCUGAUUAAUGCUGGUGAGGGUCAAGUUGGCGUCUGGCUCAAAGAAGGGCGCUCGGAGUGGGGAGGGAGGGAAAAGGGACGUUUGUUCGUUGGCAUUGACCUCUGCGGGGGAGGGGGCCGGGGACCCCCGCCGCGCCCCAGUGCCCGGAGGGGGAGGGGGCGAGGAAGGGGGGAGCGCCUGGGGAGACCCGCGGCCAGAGCAGCCCAGCCGCGGGGCGCACGCCGCUGUCCCGUUCCGUUAAACUCAACAAAGAAGGGAUAUGCGUGUUCCUAACAAGUGCAGAGUAUUUAAUUGAUUCAUAAACGUAUGUAUAAUAGUUUGUGGGUUUUUAAAAACGUACUUUAUAAUGUAAUAAGCACCAGGGUUUUUAUGUUUAAUUAUCUUAAAAAUAAUUUUCUCUCGUCCUUUUCCUUUUGAUCUUGUGUUGGUUUUUUUUUUUUAAUGUCGAGGUGUUUUUAAACGUUUUCUUCAGCCCUCCCACCGAAACCGAACGACGAAACAAAUUUAAACCCCAGAUUAUCCUCGUCAACGCAGGAAAAAAGGCAAAA
This is a messenger RNA of Mus musculus (house mouse), 3289 nucleotides long. It is a transcript of the gene Lyl1, whose product is annotated as lymphoblastomic leukemia 1. Gene Ontology annotation, biological process: regulation of transcription by RNA polymerase II; blood vessel maturation; regulation of DNA-templated transcription. The record is from RefSeq and is a predicted model, not a curated record. Lineage: Eukaryota; Metazoa; Chordata; Mammalia; Rodentia; Muridae. Gene Ontology annotation, cellular component: nucleus. The transcript has 5 exons. The coding region runs from base 513 to 1349 and encodes 278 amino acids. Gene Ontology annotation, molecular function: protein dimerization activity; DNA binding; DNA-binding transcription factor activity, RNA polymerase II-specific.